UUUCCUCUAUUUUACUUCAUCGGUCAUUCGUAUCAGAUUGACAGUAAUGCCAUAAAUACUUUCAUUCUCCUUUGCAGCAAUCACCUCUGAGUUCAAAUGAAAUUUUUCAUUGCUUUAUUGUUGUCAAAACUUCUUUAUUCACAGAAACUCAUUCCUUAGCAGCAAACUUUUAGAAACAACAGCAUGUAUGAAAUGAUACAUCGAGCACUGGAGUAGGAAGCCUCUCUUGCCUCAGUUAUCACUGGGACAAAUAAUAGGGGCAGGUGUUGCCCUCCCAGCUUCUGCCUGCACUAUGAAUGCCUUGAGAUCCAAUGGAAAUUCCUGCUACUCAACAUUUUGAGCCAUUAGGUGAGGCAUCUGACUCAGUCUGUUAAAUCCAAAGGAUGAUUUUUUUCCAUUGAUUUCAACAGCUCUGCAUCUGGUCUGAGGCAGCUGCCUGGAACUGUAAAGCUAUUCUAUGUAGAGGUGAAGAUUUGUUUCCUGGACAUCGCUUCUGCCUUGAACUUUCACUAGCCUUUGGCACAAAACAAUACAAGAUAAAACAUAACAAAAACACCUGGCUUUUGUGUUGAGUCUGGUGUACAGUGUCUGUGAAGAUUUCUUCUGUCAAAUAAGGCCUGCUGCCAGUGGGGAAAAUGGGAAAUAAGCCAUAUUUGCGCACACCUGAAUUGUUUUAAAACUCAGACCCUGACACUAAUGGCUGUGAUACAGAAAAAGAAGGUAUUGGUAUUGUGUACAUCAGCAGAAUUGAAUCUGCUUAGCUUUUCCCCACUGAAAGCUGGCACUAGAAUGAAUAGCUUUUCUGUUUGGAAAACUCCUGAUGCAAAAUGCAGUCAAUUCACACACCAGCAACAGGCAUGCUUUCAACUCUCCUCUAGUGAAAUUCUUACCUACAUAUAUCUAAGAGCUACCACAUUAGAUAGGUACAUUAACCAUUUACUGAGGUGCAGGCAUGCAAAUUAUCAACAGGCACAAGCUGGCUGAACCAGUGCCUGUUCUGACAACAGGGAGACUGCCUGAUCAUGGGAGGAGAAAGGCUCUGGAACAGCUCUUUGGCUGGAGGCCAAAAGUCUGACUUUCAAGUGUCUGUGAGGAGCGUUGUCUCUCUGCUCCUUCAAUCUGUCUGUCAGGAAUAACUGUUUGCUAACAAGCUUAAUGUCUGUAACUGGACUUGUACGUGUUUUCAGGGUUGUGCUAGUUACUGCCAUAAUGGAACCUUUCCCAGUAUCACAUGCACUCAAAUGAAGCGUUAGCAUCUUCAAGGAAUUUACACAAUGGAAAACAUACUGAUGCUGGCAGAAAACAUACCUGGUUAGGUACAUUUUACAAGGUUUGUACAACAUCAUUUAUUUUCCCUUCUAAGUGAAAUACAUAGGCAUCUGUCCCACAGCCUUCCAGAUAUAUUCAGUGCCCUUCACGGUCCUGAAAGAAUGAAAGUACUCAAUAUUGGCAAUUACUGGGCCUUGAAGUUGUGACUUUUUUUUUUUCCCUGUUAUAUGUAUUAAAAGGAAAAAGAAAAUGGAACCAAAUUAGUAAGAGAAUGUGGAUCCUAUUCUCAACAGGAGAAUAACAAAGAGGACAGUCCGGCCUCUGGCCUUGAAGUGUGCAAUACUGUGUGCAAUAGCUAAAAAGAAAGAAUAACACAAGGUGUGCCUGGGCCUCACCCAGAGCCCAGUGAAGUAAGUAGAAACUCUGGCUGCAAUGAACAAAUACAUUAAGUCUUCCCUCUGCAACAGCAUAAAAUUUAUAAAGGGAAAAGGGCAAUCUCUCAGCUAAUCCCUUCUGCCCCACAAGAGGUUUCUGUCUCUCCUACUUGCUAGCAACCUGAGUAAAUAAGCUGGCAUCAGUAGGAAGGACACUGCAGUCCAGCUUGCACUGAGAUUGUUUUUCAAUAGCUCUAUGGACUUCUUUUCCAACUGAACGGCAUCUGGAUGCUAGAUUCUGCAGAGAUCUGUAUCACAUCUCUGCAAAUACACUUGCUGAAAAUAGUUAACUUUCAUGUACUUUGGUAUUUUCUGCCUUAAAUUAUACGGAAAAAAUACGACUUUUUUUCCAUCUGAUUGCAUUUUAGAUAAAUACUAAAAUCCAAGAAUACUUGGAAUAAUGAGUCACCAAUCAGGGGGAGGAAGAUAAAUGUUAUAAAACAGUGUCUGGCAUGUAUUAAACCACUACUGGACUGUCAAAUCCAGAAUCUUAAAUGGCAAAUAUGUUUAGUUUCUAUUCUUAAAGGAAAACACUACAAUUUUUAAAAUAUCAGAAUCAUUUUGUCUGGAAAACCUUGGAGUUCUCUUUAAUUAUUUCCAAGUCAGUAUCAAAGUUACAUGUCCUUGUCUGUGUGAAGUGGAAGCUUAGUGAUUUCUUCACUCCCUGCUUCUCCAGUGGUUUGGGUGUUAGAUUCAUUCAUUCACCACAUGGUAACCAGCUGACAUUCACAAGCUGGCUCUCAACUGCAGUAAGCCUGGGAGCUAGACUCACAGCUGGGUCCUCUCAUUUUCCUUGAAGCUGGAUGGAACAGACAAAUCAACAGCAGGAAAUUUACAUUUAGUACUAGUGAUGAAUGUUACUAUUUGGAAUUCAACUAUUUCCAAAUCCAUGGAUGCUUACUGAGGCAGCAGCUACACAAACACAUAUGCAAAGGCAGGGUUCUCCAAAGUCUGCACUUUUGACUUGUUUAUACAAACAAAAACAACCCAAGGACUUAAGUUACAAGCCUUCUUUACUUAUUUGGUGUGUUUCGAUGCCUUCCAGGAGUGGAUUAGCAGUGCUGUGGAAAAAAGCUGUAUAGCUACAAUGGGUCACAUUACUCAGCAAGCACACCCCAUGCACGGUCACUGCAGCCAGAGCAGAUUUGUGUUGCCUGUUUCACCCUACCCUUGCUUUGUAACUUUGGGGUCAGAGCAGAUAUUUUCUGACAAUUUGGCACAGGAACUCUCUUGAAGAGCAGUUUUGGUAUGGUAGAAGAAACAGCUGCUUACUUUCUUCACUGUGGUACAGUUUCCUGGGAUAAUUCCUUGUUGUGUGUCAGGCUGGUGGACAUUCAUUCCUUUUUAGUUUUUCUCCUUUCUUUUUCAACUGACUUCUGGUCACACAUCUGCUUUACCAACAUACAAAGUCUGUAAUCUUCCUGCUCUGAAUGAGUAAACUGGAGCCAGUUGAGCCUCUUGUGAAAGAAAGAAAGUUGGUGGGACAAGAGUCUGUUUUCCCUGAGCUCUUGCCAGGAGACAAAUGAAAGGCAGAACUGAGAUCUCUACAAGUGUUUGCAACAAUUCAUGAAUUGUGCAACAGAGGUGAGACACUUUCACAUGGGCACUGCAGCAUCAGGCACUUGAGAGGAAAACUUUGCACCUCAGUACUCAAAAGCACUCCAAAGGCAGCUUAACCAGGAGUAUUCUGGCUGGGAAAUACAAGAGCCAGGAAAGAAGGCCCAGAGACUACAGACAUGUUAAAAGAGGGCUAGGCAGAUUAGGGAGAUGAUAGAUAAGUGUUUAGAAAUACAAACAAGACAUGCGAAAGCUAGUGCACGGUAGCUUGCACAAUACCAGCCUGGAUAUGCAACAGGACAACAGUGGUGUUUGCCAAGAAAUUGUCAGAGGGAGAGAAGGUUCUGGAGUGGUCUUUGAGGGAAAGGAAAAAAAAAAAUACAGGAUUAAGAACAAAAAUGACAUGAUGGAGAGGGCCAGUAGAAAAGGAAAGCUACCAAGGACAGAAGGACAGAUGUAUUUUGGCAGACAAGGAAAGAUAUUGCUAAAUUGCAAGACAGAUAGAUCCUGUCUAGGACUGAAGACGUAUGUGUUAAGUUGUAAGAAAAGGAAGGGUUAAUCCGAUGACUGUGCACACAAUUCUACUGCUGCUCACACCUCAGCCACAAGGACAACGAUAAACACAUUCCUUUGCUGUAAAUGCAGAAGGUCUUCAAAAGACUUGUCUCAGUUGUUCAACUCAAAUUCUAGGACAUACUUUGUCUCUUACAACAAGCCUCUCUCUGGUCCAUAGCAUGGUAUGGGUACUUGUUCACCAGCACGAGACUGAGAUUGCCUGAACAUGAAAAAUCAGUGCAUGUCAUUGAGUUCAAUAGAGAUAUAGUAAUUAUUUUCACCUAAUAAUUAAACAAAACAAGUGAAAAGCAAAGACAAUUAUUUUUGUUGCACUCACUGGAAACGCUACUGUGAACUGAUAUUACAAAACCACAGGAAAGAGCAAGUUAAAAGGACACACGUAAUGGUGGGGUUUUAAUUCAGACCACGCAAUUUAAUUAUGCAUUACAUUAGAUCAAAGGGAAACUGAAUUUUAAAAAAUAAUAAUAAUAUCUGCUGGAUUGCAGAGGAUGGAGUUCCUCUUCUUAAAAGCUCCGGAAAGACUGAGGCUGUAUCAAUCAGAACAGAAAAACCAAGAGCAAGGAUAAAUGGAAGGUUAAGUGCACAGGGCUGGGGAACACCCUACCCACUUUUUAAAAGAAAACUAUUAUAAACCGGAUGGCUUUGUGUUGAUGGAUCUAUUGAAAGGGAAAAACACCGAUCUACAUCCAGACAGAGGCUUUCUGCCUAUACAUUUACCCUGAUGCAUGCAACCGUCUUGUAUUUCCAUAUGGAAACACUGACGCUAUUUCUCUGCACUCUGAUUUCUCUAACAGAAAGAAGAACGGUGCGAUUCCCAAAGGGAUGCCUAACAAUUCAUUGUUAAACUCUCCUUUAGCCCGGGAAAAGACACUAAUCCAAUACAGCUUCUCGUUUCUGUCCAACAGGGGAACGGAACAAAAGCACAAGAAGCAAAUCUACAGAAAAAUUAAAUUCCUUCCCGGUGUAACUGCAGGCAAUACGUCCCAGAGCUACGUUUAGCCCGUGCCUUUUGCUGCACUGAACGCCAAAUGCCGUGCACGUCCGCUCCUGGCGGCCAGAGCUCAUUGCUCAUCGGAGGUGCUUCUUUCCGAGCAGGGUUUCUCGGGGCAGCGCUCACGGCAGGACGGCAGAGCGUGUGAGUGAAGGCCGCCCCGCGCUUCUCAGCGCACCGCGGGCGAAGGACGGCUGGGGCCGCCGCCAAUCCCUCAGCGCGGAGUCCGCCCUAAAGCCGCAGUUGGAUUAGCUCCGUCCCUCACCCCGGGGCGUGCAGUAUGCCCUGCCCUGCCCUGCCCUGCCCCGGCCGCGGGGCUCAGCCCCGACUUAGCACGGCGAUCCCGCUCCCCGUCCCCGCAUCCCCUCAGCGCAGCCCGCCCCACCUGGCCGCGAGGCGCCGCCCGUGACGUCAUGGAAACACCCUCGCCUUCAACGGCCGGGCGGUAAUAACGCCCCUCCCGGGCGGGAGGAGGAAGGCCAAUGCGAUCUUCCCAUUGGCCGAGGCGGCUGUCAAUCCGGAGCGGCGGUCCCGCCCCCGGCCCCUCUCGGGUUCGUCCCCGCGGAGCCGAGCCGGCGUGCCGAGCCGUGGUGCCGCUCCGCGCGCUCCCGCUCUUUCGGCGCAAUCAGAGUCGUGCUUUGCGCUCGCGGUCGCCGCUCCCGCCCGACUCCUUCUAUCCUCCUUCUUCCCUGGGGCCGGUAGGCGUGGGGCUCAGAUCCAGCAGCAGACUCGCAUGAGCUUCCCAGGUGUUGCUUAAUGGAAUUGCUUGGACUUCUACCACUCUAAAAGAAGAAGAGAUUUGUAUUCUACACGGUCAGCUCUGAGGGACUCCCCACUCAUUGAAUUUCUAUGGGAUGCAGAUCAUGCUACUGGAAUGCAUUUGGAUAAAGGAUAUGUUCUGCAUUUCUCUCAGGAGUCUUCGAAUACAUUUGCUUAAUUACCUUUUAAUGACAUUCUAAGUGAGCUGAUGUGAAAUAAAUGACCUUGAAUCAUGAGUGAAGAAAAAAACUUUGGUGUACCCCAGAAAAUGUUGUCUCCUUCAAGAAGUACUAGCAGCUGCUCCUCUAAGCAGGGAAGUCGACAGGACAGCUGGGAAAUUGUAGAAGGACUCCGGGGAGCAAUGAAUUGUACCCAGGAGCCACAGAAACAGGAAGGCUGCUUGCUGAAAAAAAGAAAAUGGCCUUUGAAGGGCUGGCACAAGAGAUACUUCUUUUUGGACAGAGGGAUUUUGAAGUAUUCUAAAUGCCAAGCUGAUAUAGAGAGAGGGAAACUUCAUGGCUGUAUUGAUGUCGGACUUUCUGUCAUGUCUGUAAAGAAAUCAACAAAAUGUAUAGACUUAGAUACCGAAGAGCAGAUAUAUCAUCUGAAGGUGAAAUCUCAGGAGCUGUUUGAUGAAUGGGUUGCAAAGCUUCGUCAUCACAGGAUGUAUCGUCAGAAUGAAAUCUCCAUGUUUCCUCAUGACAUCAAUAAUCUUUUCUUCCCAGUAUCUACUACUGUGGACUCUGGCCCUGGGCUGUGUGAUUUGACUCCAAGUAGAAAGGCAGGAAGCUUGACCAAACAAAACUCACUGUCGGCUGGCGGUAACUUGUCAUUUUCCUUUUCAAGUAAUGAGUCCAGGAUUCCAUCUUGGCUACAGUCUUCUGAAGACAUGGAAAAAUGCUCAAGAGAUCUCUCCACUUGUCAUGCAUAUUUACUGGAAAUGAACCAGCUGUUACAGAGCAUGGAUGUCCUUCACAGGACCUAUUCAGCACCUGCUAUAAAUGCUAUGCAGGUUGGACCUUUUGAAAGCCCAAAGAAGGAAAAGAGAACACAUAGGAGGUGGCGAUCUAGAGUUGUUGGGAAAGAAGCUAAAGGAACAUUACAGGUGCCUUCAGUAUUUUCUGCCCCUAUGAGACUACAUGCUUCCAAUCCUAACUUAUCUACAAUAGAUUUUGUAGAAGAGAAAAACUACUCUGAUGGCUCUGAAACAUCAUCAGAAUUUACUAAAAUGCAGGAGGACUUAUUUCAUAUUGCACAUAAAGUUUACUUCACCUUGAAGUCAGCUUUCAGCAGCAUAUCUACUGAGAGAGAAAAGCUGAAGCAGAUGCUGGAGCAUGAGGCAUCAUCGUCUCCAUCUGCACAAAUAGUUGGCUUGAAGAAUGCCUUAACGUCUGCAAUAGCACAAAACACAGAUCUAAAAGACCGGUUACGCAGAAUACAUGCCGAAUCUAUGAUCCUUGAUUCAGCAUCUAAUGCAAAAUCAAGUCCAGAUUUGGUGAAGGAAAAUUCAAGAGAAGAAAACAGAGGUCUGGUUCACCAGAUCUCCAAUGAAAGCAGACUAUCUAUUGCUGACUCUCUUACAGAAUUUUUCGAUGCACAGGAAGUCCUACUGUCUGCUAGCUCUUCAGAAAAUGAGGUAUCAGAUGAUGACUCAUACGUAAGUGAUAUCAGUGAUAAUGUCUCAGAAGAUAACCUAAGCAAUGACAUAGAGAACGAAAGACAAACUUUAGACUGUAUUUCUGAAAGUGGAAUUGGAUGCCAUUCUAAACGGAGAACAUGUUUACCAGCUCCGUGUCCCAAUACUAGUAACAUCAGCCUGUGGAAUAUCUUAAGAAACAACAUAGGAAAGGAUCUCUCUAAAGUGGCCAUGCCUGUGGAAUUGAAUGAACCACUUAACACCCUUCAGCGUCUCUGCGAGGAGCUGGAAUACAGUGAGCUACUAGAUAAAGCAGCUCAUACACCUAACCCAUUUGAACGGAUGGUGUAUAUAGCUGCGUUUGCAGUAUCUGCAUAUGCAUCCAGUUACUACCGAGCUGGAAGUAAGCCAUUUAAUCCUGUUCUUGGAGAAACCUAUGAAUGUAUUCGUGAAGAUAAGGGUUUCCAGUUCUUUGCAGAACAGGUCAGUCACCAUCCACCUAUUUCUGCAUGCCAUGCUGAAUCUGUGAAUUUUGCUUUUUGGCAAGAUGUAAGAUGGAAAAACAAAUUCUGGGGAAAGUCCAUGGAAAUUGUCCCCAUUGGUACAACACAUGUAACUCUUCCAGCUUUUAGAGACCAUUUUGCAUGGAACAAGGUGACAUCUUGCAUCCAUAACAUCUUAAGUGGACAAAGAUGGAUUGAACACUAUGGAGAGAUCAUCAUCAAAAAUCUUAAUGAUGACACUUGUUACUGCAAAUUGACUUUCAUAAAGGCAAAGUAUUGGAAUCCAAAUGCACAUGAGAUCGAAGGCAGUGUCAUGGAUAAAACUGGGAAUGUUGUGCAUCGACUCUUUGGGAAGUGGCAUGAAAGUUUGUACUGUGGGACAACUUCAUCUUCAAAUUGCAUAUGGAGAGCAAAUCCAAUGCCUAAAGAUUAUGAACAGUGGUAUGGAUUUACUCAAUUUGCAUUGGAGUUAAAUGAACUGGACCUGCAAACAAGGUCAUUACUCCCAUCCACUGACACACGCUUUAGACCAGACCAAAGGUUUCUAGAAGAAGGGAAUAUUGAAGCAGCUGAAAUGCAAAAACAGAGAAUUGAGCAGCUACAGAGAGAACGACGGAAGGUGCUGGAAGAAAACAAUCUGGAGCAUCAGCCUAGAUUUUUCAGGAAAUCCAAAGAUGACUCCUGGGUGAGCAAUGGAACCUACAUGGACCUUAGAAAAGAACCGGGUUUUUGCAAACUGGACAAUCCUGUCCUCUGGUGAAAGAGGAGCCAAGUGAAGAUAUUCCAUGCUGUAUUCCUGGAUCUGAUUUUAAAAAAGUAUAUAUAUAUAU
Phasianus colchicus (ring-necked pheasant) is the source of this 8555-nucleotide messenger RNA. It is a transcript of the gene OSBPL3, whose product is annotated as oxysterol binding protein like 3. Lineage: Eukaryota; Metazoa; Chordata; Aves; Galliformes; Phasianidae. Gene Ontology annotation, molecular function: cholesterol binding. The record is from RefSeq and is a predicted model, not a curated record. Gene Ontology annotation, cellular component: perinuclear endoplasmic reticulum; plasma membrane; nuclear membrane.